CUUUGUAUGUAGCUUUAUGUUUCUUUGUUAAUAUGCCAUUUUGUACAGUGUCAGGCGCUGUUGUUAUGGAGACUGUAACUAGGCGAUGGUAACGCGUGCUCGAGAGUACGCUACGACUGCGCAAGUGCGGCGCAACCCCGUGUAGCAGGUCUGUUUUUAUUUCUGCACGCUUGAGUUCAUCAUUUUGGGGUUUUAUUCUGCAGCAGAGCUAGAGGGACUCUUCUUAUUGGUGGGGAAAUGAGGGAGAGCAGGACCUGAGCGGGAGAGCGGCAGCGCUGUCCAACUUCGACGGUUCUGGCUUUUGGCAUGUCUUUGAAACGACGUGAGAAUUCAGGCAGGAGACUAAGCAGUCAUGUCUGAGUUGAACUUUAGUUUCUAGAGUUAUAUUUAAAAUGCUAACAGAUAUUGACAACACAGCUAUACCUAAUAUAAGGUUUACUUUAAUCUGUCGAUUAACGUUAGCUAGCUGUUAGGGUUUUUCAGUGUGUGUACACUGAGUUUUAUAUACAAUAAGUUAUAUAUAACUAGAUGGAUGGAUGGAUGCCCUAUCCACAUUGGCUUUAAAUACCCAAGCAAUUAUAUUUCAGUUUCUGUGGACCACACUUUAUUAUGAUAAAUAAAUUAUGCAUAUAGAAGUAUAGUUUUAUAAUACUUUAUUUAUUUAUUGUGAUGUACUUGAGGUACAUAGUGGUAUAAGUACCUGUUCUCAUUCAUAGUGUUGCCUCUCUAAAUCGAAAAGAAAAAUGCUGACAUUGAUAAACAUGAGUGCUUAGCUGUAUUGUCAUUUGCAUGUUUACCCAAUAUAAAAAAUAUAAGGCUUGGUAGAUUGCAUGCUAAACUUCCAUUUCCUGCAUUUUCUGGCUUAUUAUGAGUAUGUAACAUGCAUUUGUUGUUCUUGGUUGGUCAUACAGGUAACGCAGCUAGCUAGCUUAUUUUAAAUAUUUUGUUAAUAAUAGUAUCCAUUAAGGCUAUAGAGACUUGAAUACAUACAUGCUCUUUAAUAUUCUUUAACGCACUUCCAUCAUCCAACAAGACAAACUUACUUUCUCUUCUUUCAUCUACAUUGUUUUCCAUUUUCUGUUUUGUCUGUGUGUAUAUAGGCUGUGCCAUUGCUGUGGAUUUAUAGCAUUAUUAUCCCUCCUUAUCCUAUCCGUCUUACAGAGGAGGUCAGCAUCUAUUAACAAUAAGCUAAUGAAGACAGGAGGAGGAGCACUGUGGAGAGACAUUGGGUCAGACAGGAAAUGAUUGAAGUGGCCAACUGAUUUUUGGAUCUCUGUGGUCUAUUAAAUAUCAGAGGUCUCCAUGGAGGUUCCAAAGCUUUGCAGGACUGGUCUUUCAGACCAAAAGAAUGAGGGGAACACAAUAACAGAGAAAUGUCCCCUGUCCAGCUUUGACAGCGCUCCAGAGGGAAAGGUGCGACGCAGUAUUCAGAACCUCCCUGCCAUCAAUUCAGAGCGCUUACGCAUGGCCAAAGUCCAGGUGGAAAAGGCUGUUAAGAUGCGUAAGAUAUUCUCUAUCCAUGGUCCAUACCCUGUUGUGCGGGCAGCUCUGAAAGCCAGAGGUUGGGUCGAACGGCGUCUGCUACGACCUACCCAACACGUGCAUCGACGACGUCCUAAGGAGGAUGAGGAAUGUAGUGAUGGAGAUGAAAGUGGUGAUGAUGACGAUGAGGAGGAAACAGAGAAAGAAGAAGAUCCUGAUGAUAUUCAUGAUAUCAUGAUUUCUCUUUUUCUGCUCUUUUAUCAGUCUCGAAUGGUCAGAAAUGAGAUAACAUACUUGUACUGGACAACAAGGAGAGAUUCCAUAGACAACCGCAAUCUCAGAAAGGAGCAGAUGACCAAUCACUAUGCAAAGUCUGCAACUUUUACUACCAAGGUGGGUCUGUGUGUGAAUUUGAGAAAUCUGCGAUGGUUUGAUGCUGCUGAUCCAGACACAUUCUUCCCCCGAUGCUACAGGCUUGGGGCUGAGGAUGAGAAGCAUGCCUUUAUCGAGGAUUUUAGGAGAACGGCUUGUAUGAGCCUUCUUCAGUGUAUAGUGGAGAGGAAUCACAGAGGAACAUUAGAGGGUAGUGUAACGGACCUGCCUGAUCAAUUACUCUCAAGUCGGAAGAAAGGAUGCAAGAGGCAAGCCCUCUCAGUAGUACCUUCCAGAAUGAUUGACUGUGCGUUACAAGUGUGCCAGGAUUACCUGGACAGUUUUGAACACAAUGACAUAGACAUCGCCUUGGACUCAAAGCCCACACUAACUGAUCAGCAAUGGUCAGAGUUCAUGCACCACUACUACCUGACUGUCCAUGAUGGCGCUGAAAUAGAAAACAGCGUUAAUUACGUGGACAGCUGCCAGGCUAUGCUGUGCAAACUACAAGAGGCCUGUCCACAGCUGGACAUUGACGGCAUCCACAACAUUUGGAUAAUCAAACCAGGAGCCAAAUCUCGUGGUAGAGGCAUUGUGUGCAUCAAGCAGCUGGAUGAGAUUCUGAAGCUAGUGGACAGUGAUCCCAUGCUGAUUAAGGACAGUAAAUGGGUGGUACAGAAGUAUAUAGAACGGCCUUUUCUCAUCCAUGAAACUAAAUUUGAUCUCCGGCAGUGGUUUCUGGUGACAGACUGGAACCCUCUCACUGUGUGGUUCUAUAAGAAGUGCUACCUGCGCUUCUCCACCCAGCCCUAUUCUGUGGACACACUGGACAGUUCAGUGCAUUUGUGCAACAACUCCAUUCAAAAGCAUUUCCGUCCUUCUCAGCAACGCAACCCAGAGGUUCCUGAGGACAACAUGUGGUCCUGUGACCAGUUUCGUUCUUUCCUCUCCAGCCGGAACCAGGAGGAUCAGUGGGCAGGUGUUAUAGUUCCAGGUAUGAAGAAAGCUAUAAUUAACACUCUGCAGACUGCACAGGACCUGGUGGAAUCUAGGAAGGCGAGUUUUGAGCUCUAUGGGGCUGACUUUAUGCUGGGGCAAGAUCUGCGUCCAUGGCUGAUUGAAGUCAAUGCCAGUCCAACAAUGGCUCCAUCCACAGCAGUAACAACCAGGCUGUGUGCAGCUGUGCAGGAGGACACCCUGCGCGUGGUGCUGGACCGCAGGUUGGAUCGUGGGGCUCACACUGGAGGGUUUCAGCUUAUAUUCAAGCAGACAGCAGUUGAAGUACCCCAGUAUGUUGGAAUGAACCUCCUUAUUGAAGGUGCACGCAUCAAAAGACCCCGCCUUCCUCCUCCUCGUAAGCCUUGUAAUCAGGUUGAGAUGCAUUUCACCCCCUCAGGAUCUGUUGCACCACGGCACCAACCCCCGAGCAAAGAAAAUGGAACAUUGUCCGAAAAACCCAAACCUCCAACUAAAUACUGGAUGAAGACAGUAGUUCGACAGUUGACCUUCAGUGGCAUAAAACCUGUAUCUGAGCGCACAGCAGAGUCCUGGAGGCCUCAGCGCUCCAUUGUCAGAGCAGAUGUUUCCCUGAUGUCACCUCGAGUGCCAAUCUGCCCUCUUGAAGCUUCCUCAAGGAAGCCACUGCAUUGUGCCUUUGCAACUAUAAGGCCAAGGUCAGGGCGAGUUAAGGCAUCAGUAGAGGGCAACCGUGACCCUGUUCUUUCCCUGGGCUUAAUUACCAUUCAGGAGCCAGAAAGAGAGCCCACUCUGGUAGCAGCCUGCCCAAUGGGUCCAUUCUCUAGUGCCUGCAUUCAGAGUUUUUCACGCCACCAUAACCGCAGGACUUUCCAGGCUAGCCGUGCUGGAAAGAUGGCUCAUAAGAUUUAAAAGCCAGCCUCAGAUGACUCAGAAAAAAAAAAUAAUAAAAAACAAUAUGAUUUUGUACACUAAUAUAACCAUUGCACCUUGUAAUAAAACCAUAUUAAUUUA
Messenger RNA from Astyanax mexicanus (Mexican tetra), 3843 nucleotides. It is a transcript of the gene ttll3, whose product is annotated as tubulin tyrosine ligase-like family, member 3. The coding region runs from base 1303 to 3741 and encodes 812 amino acids. The record is from RefSeq and is a predicted model, not a curated record. Gene Ontology annotation, molecular function: protein-glycine ligase activity, initiating. NCBI's taxonomy places the organism in Eukaryota, Metazoa, Chordata, Actinopteri, Characiformes, Acestrorhamphidae. The transcript is spliced from 12 exons. Gene Ontology annotation, biological process: protein polyglycylation; cilium assembly; cilium movement. Gene Ontology annotation, cellular component: cilium.